UAAACCAGCUGCGCACGCAAGGAAGGGCAAUCGCAAGCGAUGGUUGCCGAUAGAAAUAGCGAAGUGAAAAGUGAGCAAGAAUAGCAAAUACACAGCGUAGAGCAAAAUCGGGCCUUAAAACUCUCCAACCCGUUCCCGACCGAAAGUAUGUGUUUGUUUGCGCUUUAAUCAGUUCGGGAAAGACUCCAGUGUCCUUUGUUCGCUCUCUCCGACCAGUGGCACCGAAGAGGCAAAAUGUUCACGGGGCUCACUAACCAGGUCAGCUCUUGGAUGGGCUCUGCCAAGGGGGAACAGGAGGAAAAAGUGCCCACUCCGACCGAAGAAGGCGACGUGGUGCUCAACCAAGAGAAGAAAGAUGCAAGCCCCACGAAGCCCACCGGGGGCAGCAAACUGGACAUGUUGACCAACGUCAAGUCGCAGAUCGAGGGCAUUGGGGGCUGGCUGGGCUCCAGCAUCCCCAAGCUGAGGAAAGGCGAAGAAGGCGCCGAGGAGCAGCCCUCGGCUGAGGAGGGCAACACGCCAGCCUCGGCGGAGUCCACCAAGGGCUCGCCCCAACUCAAAGACGACGACGACAACUCCAGUCUACCAUUGGAAGGAUUGUCAAAAAUUGCCACCGGAGGCGCCGACUCUGGACCACAAUCAAUUGCUGAAACACCAACUGAAGAAAAGGAGGGUCAGUUCGGGAACGUGCAAAGCAAGGCUCUGGCUGGGGCGAAGUCCUUCGGCUCGUUCCUGUACUCAGCUGUAAAUAAGGCCGGCAAGACCGUGAGCGAGGCGAGUGCGAAGAUAAAGGAAACGGUAGAAAAAAAUAGUAUCCUUGGGGAAUUUAAUAAGGAACAGGAGGCGUUCAUGAAGGGCCAGGGCGGCAACACCGCCACUGCCCUUCCGCCCUGGGUUGGUUGUUCCAACGAGGAGGCCCUCAAAGAAGAGUGCCUCAGUCUUUCAACUGACAAAAAAAAUUUCCUUCGUAGUCCCCCGGCUGGAAUCGACUUCCAGUUCGACUAUGAGGUGUCUUACCCCGUCGCUAUGGCUAUAAUGGAAAAGGACCCUAAUCUGGAGAAGAUGCGAUAUGAACUUGUGCCUAAAGUAAUAAGUGAAGAGAAUUUUUGGAGGAAUUACUUCUACCGUGUUAGUCUAAUUUGUCAGGCGAACGAACUGUCGUCCAUGUCUCGUGAUGGCGACAGUCAGUCGCAACCUCUCACUUCUGAUCAACCUAUAGCUAGUUCAGACGACGAGAUGGAGGAGUUUGUGUCAGAUAGUUUGCAGGCUAGCAGCGAAGAUUUUGUUGAAGUGGCCGAACGCAUGAUGAAAACUGUCAUUGUGCCGCAGCCAAAGGAAGAAUGGGAGCGGGAGUUGGUGGCAGAACUGCACGACUAUGAAGUAGUCGCCGAACAAGAGCCCAGCAGCAAGCGGGACAUCUGGGAGCAGGAGAUCGAGGAAAUCGAAGAAAUGCUGAAGGAUGGCACGGAUUUAAAAUAAGCGCGCUAUUCCCUGUUAUUUUGGGCUUCUAUUCAUAUCGGACCGACUGAUUUACAUUCCGUUGAACUUAUUUGUCUAGUCAUUACAUCAGAGUUGGGCAACAGAAUUAUUCGCGAGGCUCGGCUUUGACUAUAAGUGUAUUAUUUUAUGUAACUUUGUGAUAUUUACUCUUGGGGUCUACACCUGAAAUAUCUUACAAGAUACAAUAACUAUUAUCACAUUAAUAAAUGUAAUAAAAUUGUGUGCAUUUGCUAUGGAGGCUGUUUCAAAUCAUUCCUUUUAGUCUUAGGUACUUGUGUAAAUAAUCAUUCAACACUCUCUAACUGUAGCUGUUGUUAUUUUCAACGCUCGUGUCACGUUCUCACAAAUGAUCCGCGUUUUUGGAAGUCAUUUUCGCGGUACAACGGUUUGUAAGAGCGUGACGUGGCAUCAAAUCUAUAUAUUCUAAUGAAAUGUUUUUUGUUAAUGAUCUUUUGCUGCUUUAGAAGCGAAUUUAAAAAAUUACUAAUCUUGAGUUAGUGUUGCAAACGGUUUAUAUUUUUUUAUUAAACUGUUCAGUUCGUUUCAAAUGUUAAUGUCAUAGUACUAAAAUGUAGCUUACGUGUAUUAGGCAUAUUUAUCCUGUAUUCUAAUUGUUAUACAUCAUAAAAAUUGUUAAAUAAAUGUAGCAACUGUGCCCAGUAUGAUGGAAUUCUUCAUUGCUUAGUCCACCUCAGAGUAAAAUGAAAAUGUAUAUUUCAAGUCGAUAUUGUAAUCAGAUUAUAUAACCCAGCAAGAUGCAACAGAUGUGAAUACUGUAUAGACAAGUACUUAUAAUAAAUCAAUAAUAAUG
This is a messenger RNA of Tribolium castaneum (red flour beetle), 2311 nucleotides long. RefSeq names its product Synapse-associated protein 47kD (gene Sap47). Lineage: Eukaryota; Metazoa; Arthropoda; Insecta; Coleoptera; Tenebrionidae. Gene Ontology annotation, biological process: regulation of short-term neuronal synaptic plasticity; TORC2 signaling. The transcript is spliced from 9 exons. Bases 235 to 1479 code for a protein of 414 amino acids. Gene Ontology annotation, cellular component: nucleus; synapse; Golgi apparatus. The record is from RefSeq and is a predicted model, not a curated record.